AUGACUAGUGGCGCCGCGCAUGUUCGCGGCAGAAGAAACACGAACUUCUCACGGCGAAAGGCAACGACUGGCGCUCAAUCUAAGAUGGGUAAGCGCGACAACAUGGUGCCCAAUGGGCAUUUCCACAAAGCGUGGGAACGCAACGUCAGGACCUGGUUUAACCAGCCUGCCAGGAAAUUAAGGCGCAAAAACAACAGAAUUAAGAAGGCUAGAGCUGUUGCCCCUCGCCCUGUUAAACGUUUGAGACCAAUCGUAAGAUGCCCAACUGUCAGGUAUCACACAAAAGUUCGUCAGGGUCGUGGAUUCACGACAGACGAGCUCAAGGCUGCUGGUAUUAAUCGACGAGAGGCACCAACUAUUGGAAUUGCUGUCGAUUAUAGAAGACGUAACAAAUCAAUUGAGUCUCUUCAGAUCAAUGUCGCCAGAUUGAAGGAAUACCGCUCCAAAUUGAUCCUCUUCCCCAAGAACGCUAAGAAGCCGAAGAAGGGUGAUGCAACUGAAGAAGAGUGUAAGGUUGCCACUCAGUUGCGUGGACAAAUAAUGCCAUUCGGUCAGAAGAAUGCUCCCAAAUUGAAGGCUCGUGUGAUCACCGAGGAAGAGAAGAAGAUCUCUGCUUACGUGACUCUCCGUAAAGCCCGCUCUGAUGCCAGAUUAGUUGGAAUUAGAGCUAAGAGAGUUAAGGACGCCGCUGAGAACCCAGAUGAUGUCACCAAGGUUCCUGUUGGAGAUAAGAAAGCUAAAAAAUAA
Cotesia congregata is the source of this 747-nucleotide messenger RNA. The record is from the annotation of a GenBank genome assembly. Lineage: Eukaryota; Metazoa; Arthropoda; Insecta; Hymenoptera; Braconidae.